Messenger RNA from Elaeis guineensis (African oil palm), 2216 nucleotides. RefSeq names its product putative leucine-rich repeat receptor-like serine/threonine-protein kinase At2g24130. The record is from RefSeq and is a predicted model, not a curated record. NCBI's taxonomy places the organism in Eukaryota, Viridiplantae, Streptophyta, Magnoliopsida, Arecales, Arecaceae. Gene Ontology annotation, molecular function: protein kinase activity; receptor serine/threonine kinase binding; ATP binding. Gene Ontology annotation, biological process: protein phosphorylation.
CAAUGUGCUCAACGGUCGAAUCCCAUCUCCUCCUGGCGUUUUAAAUAGCCUGGGACUCUUAGACCUAUCAAAAAACAAUCUUUCUGGUUCCAUUCCGACCACAUUAGCAAAUCUAACUCAGCUGAGAAUACUCAUUCUUAAUGGAAACUUGCUUUCAGGAUCCAUACCUUCAAGCCUGGGGAGUACAAAAUUAGAGCUUCUGGAUUUGUCUCAUAACAGGCUCACAGGAGCCAUACCAGCUGAAGUUGCAAGCUUGAGCUCGAUGGCUAUAUACUUCAAUCUGUCAGACAAUUUGUUAGGAGGAGCACUGCCCAUGGAGCUGAGCAAAAUGGACAAAGUUCGGUCCAUCGAUCUCUCCUCAAAUAAUUUCAGCAGCAACAUUCCUUCCAGUAUGGGAAGUUGUGAAGUAGUUGAGCUGGUAAACUUAUCACACAAUCAUCUUCAAGGGCCAAUUCCUGGGUCCUUGGGUAACCUGCUAAGCCUUCAAUCCUUAGACCUCUCUUUCAAUUUCCUGUCGGGUGAAAUUCCUGCAUCUCUUCAGAAGUGCACCAGCCUUAGGUUACUGGACCUCUCAUUCAACAACUUCAGUGGACCGUUACCAGAAAACAGUCUAUUCAAUUCUUUAACACCGAAAUUGAUUGAAGGAAAUCAUUUCUGUGGAUCAGAGAUUGGCCUUCCAAGUUGCCAAACUAAGAAGAGAAGCAUGAUACAUUCUCAGAAAUCCCUCAUAUUGUUUGUAAGUAUUGUCUCCAUGUCAAGUUUUCUUCUCACAAUAAUAUGUGUGAUAGGUUAUAAGAAUCUAAGACAUGCAAUGUUUCGAAGAGAUGAUGUGGACUCAAGUAACUUUUCUCUUGACUUAUCAACAAGUUACCCUAGAAUUACUUACAGAGAAAUUGUAGAGGCUACAGCCGGGUUUGAGCAGAGCAGAUUGAUUGGAUCUGGUAGCUUUGGACAAGUCUACAGAGGGGUCUUAAGUGAUGACAGUGUAGUUGCAAUAAAAGUUUUACAGCUGCAAAGCAGCAACUCUGCCAAAAGUUUCAAUAGAGAAUGCCAAGUUCUGAAGAGGAUUCGACACAGGAACCUGAUGAGAAUCAUCACAGCAUGCAGUCUUCCAGAUUUCAAAGCUCUGGUGCUUCCUUUCAUGGUAAACGGGAGCCUGGAGAGCCAUCUCUAUCUGCAGGCACAACAAUCUGCAUCCUCAAAAUUGAGCUUAAUCGAACGGGUGAACAUUUGCAGUGACAUUGCUGAGGGGUUGGCUUACUUGCACCAUCACUCACCAGUGCAGAUCAUCCACUGUGACUUGAAACCAAGCAACAUUCUCCUUAAUGAUGACAUGACUGCACUCGUAUCCGACUUUGGAAUAGCUAGACUGGUCAUGAAAGUAGCAGAAGGAAACAUACAAUAUGAUACUACAACCAACUCAACAGCUAACCUUCUUUGUGGAUCAAUUGGAUAUGUUGCUCCAGAGUAUGGAUACAGAAGAGGUGCAUCAACAAAGGGUGAUGUCUACAGCUUUGGCAUUCUUGUGUUAGAAAUUGUAACCAGAAAGAGACCCACAGAUGACAUGUUUAUCGAGGGUCUAAGCUUGCAGAGGUGGGUGAAGAACCACUAUCAUGAUCAACUGGAAAAUGUUAUUGACUACUUCCUAAUGCAAGAUCUGCAGGACCAGAGCCCUGACGUUAGAGACAUGUGGGAAGUUGCCAUUGUGGAACUGCUUGAGCUUGGGCUUAUCUGCACCCAAGAAACCCCUUCAACCAGACCCAGCAUGCUUGAUGUUGCUGAUGAUCUGGACAGACUAAAACACUAUCUUGGAUGCGACAAAACUGCAACCUUUACAUCAUCACAUGGCAUAUCAUCAUCUACCAUCACCGGAGAUUAUUGGUAAAUUCUUCCAGGUCCUCACAACUUGUCAGUAUGAAAUGCAUUAGACAAAAGGGGCACUAAGGAAAAUGAGCUUGGGUACUGCAUCAAGAUCAGCACCGCUGCUGCUGUACAUAAUGAACAUUUACAAAGCAAUGAAAUCCUAGAAUUGUAGGUAGGAAAAGCAGGAUAUGGAUGUGAUACAAAUAAAAAGCAGUUCUAUUCAUAAUUUGUAUUGAAAGCUGAAGCAAAUUAGAAAAACAAUUCUUAAGAAUGCACUCUGCUGAUUGGAAAAUCGUAAAGCAGAUAGCUGGCAAAGCAUUUGAUGGAGAGAGAAAACCUAGAUAGUCAUAAAA